UGAAGAGGACUGGAGCAGCAGUAGCAUCCUUCCUGGAGACUUCAGAUCAUUUAGCAACCUGUCUCCACUCAAGAUCCAUUUAAGUCAAUUAAGGCUGCCUGCUUCUUUCACCUUUCAAGUCGCCUCACUGGACUGUGGCGUGACACGAUGAGGAGUCUAGCGCUGCUGUUGGGGGUGAAAGCCGCUUGCAUCCUGCUGGUGUCUUCGCUCUCUGGCACAGGGGCCGUCAACAACAGCGGCCGGUGGUGGGGUAUUGUCAAUGUGGCCUCUUCCUCCAACCUCCUCACCAAUUCCAAGAACGUGCAGUUGGUCCUGGACCCCAGCCUGGCCCUCCUGAGUCGUCGCCAGCGCCGGCUGAUUCGGCAGAAUCCUGGCAUCUUGCAUGCCAUCGCCGCUGGACUGCACACUGCCAUAAAGGAGUGCAAGUGGCAGUUCCGCAACCGCCGCUGGAACUGCCCGACCACCCACAGCCCGGCAAUAUUUGGCAAAAUUGUCAACCGUGGUUGCCGGGAGACAGCAUUUGUAUUUGCCAUUACUAGUGCAGGGGUGACCCAUGCUGUGGCUCGCUCCUGCUCAGAAGGAGCCAUAGAGUCAUGCACAUGCGAUUACCGUCGGCGAGGCCCCGGAGGGCCAGACUGGCACUGGGGGGGCUGCAGUGACAAUGUGGACUUUGGCCGCAUGUUCAGCCGUGAAUUUGUGGACUCCAGUGAGAGGGGCAGAGACCUGCGCUACCUCACCAACCUACACAACAAUGAAGCCGGUAGAAUGACUGUAUCAUCAGAGAUGCAUCAGGAGUGUAAGUGCCAUGGCAUGUCAGGCUCCUGCACUGUGCGUACCUGUUGGAUGCGUCUGCCCAGCUUCCGCACAGUAGGAGACUUCUUAAAGGACCGUUUUGAUGGUGCUUCCAGAGUAGUUUAUGCCAAUAAGGGCAGCAACCGAGCCUCUCACAGAGCUGACCCCCGACAUUUGGAACCAGAAAACCCGGCUCACAAACCUCCUUCUGCCAUGGACCUUGUGUAUUUUGAGAAAUCCCCAAAUUUCUGCUCCUACAAUGGCAAAACUGGCACUUUGGGCACAUCAGGGAGAACAUGCAACAGCUCCUCUCCAGGCCUGGAUGGAUGUGAGCUGCUAUGCUGUGGACGUGGAUAUAAGACCCGGACUGAGAGCGUGACUGAGCGAUGCCACUGCACGUUUCACUGGUGCUGUCAUGUGAGCUGCCUGAACUGCACUAGUACACGGACGUUACACCAGUGUCUAUGAUCACAAGUGGAAAAUUAGGAAUUUUAAGGCAUUUACAAGGAGAAAAGAACUUCUUAGGAAAUCAUGUAGUUGGCUGAGAAUGCCGCUAGUGUGCAGGUGCUUUGAAAAGGUUAAAGUAUAGAAGCUAGAAAAGCUUCAAAGCAGGUAAAUUAAAACAGGGA
Sphaeramia orbicularis (orbiculate cardinalfish) is the source of this 1421-nucleotide messenger RNA. It is a transcript of the gene wnt1, whose product is annotated as wingless-type MMTV integration site family, member 1. Lineage: Eukaryota; Metazoa; Chordata; Actinopteri; Kurtiformes; Apogonidae. Gene Ontology annotation, cellular component: extracellular region. Gene Ontology annotation, molecular function: cytokine activity; frizzled binding. Gene Ontology annotation, biological process: multicellular organism development; neuron differentiation; cell fate commitment. The transcript has 5 exons. The coding region runs from base 148 to 1260 and encodes 370 amino acids. The record is from RefSeq and is a predicted model, not a curated record.